GUUUGAAAUGAAUUUGGGAUUUUAUUGAGUUAAUAAUAAUUCAAUCAACGAUUUAGAGUGGAAAUUCAAUAUUUGGAUUCAAAAAAGUCACUUCUGAAUAACAUACAAAUUCAUUUGUAAGACUUCUUGAUUAGGUAUUUAUAGUUCAUUGUUCAUAAUCAUCAGACAAACUUGAGAUGUUAAUUACAAUACAUGUCUAUAUUUACAAUUACCUACUAUCUAUUGACGUCAACUGAUAAGCCAUCAAGUACCUAGACCCAGUACUUCUAGAUACUUAAUUAUUUGUGCCAAAGCAUUUGAAACUAUCCUCUUUCAGAAAUAAAUAACUGAAUAUGAAAAUCGGAAUAGUUGGUGCUGGAGCUGCUGGACUAGCAGCUCUAAGGCAUUCCUUGAAUAGUGGACACGAGUGUUUGGCAUUUGAACAAACAGACAAAAUCGGAGGAACUUGGAAUUACACUGAUCAAACGGGAUUGGACAGUUAUGGUUUGCCAAUACAUUCGUCUAUGUAUCAAGGAUUAUUAACAAACUUACCAAAAGAACUUAUGGAAUACCAAGAUUUCCAUUAUGAUGGAAUUGAUAGAUCCUUUAUAAACCAGGAACAAGUUUUGGAUUAUGUGAAUAAAUUUGCUGAACAUUACAAUUUGUAUCCACACAUAAAGUUUCUACAUCACAUAAUAAAAAUUCAUCCUCUUCCAAACGAAAAAUGGAGUCUGAGAGAGAAAAAUCUUGAAACCAACAAAAUAACUGACCACCAAUUUGACGCAAUAAUGAUUUGCAUUGGUAACUAUUCUGUACCAAAAAUGCCAGUUAUCCGUGGUAUGGAGCUGUUAGGAGACAAAGCUAUACACAGUCACUUUUAUAGGAAAAAUCAUGCAUAUGAACUUAAAAGAGUUUUAAUUAUUGGGGCUGGACCUUCAGGAACUGAUAUCGCGAAAAUCGUUAGUGAAGUUGCUGAAAAGCUUUAUAUUAGUUAUAACACGACAUUUUUCGGUGAGACUCGUGAAAAUGUUAUUCAUAAGCCUUUAGUCGAGAAAUUUGAAGGCAGUAAAGCGUUUUUUGCGGAUGGAUCAGUAGAAGAAAUUGACAAUGUUAUUUAUUGUACAGGUUACCAAUAUGUUUACCCAUUUCUUACCAAAGAAUGUGGCAUUGAAGUAGAAAAUAGAUGGGUAAAAUAUCUUUAUAAACACAUUGUCAACGUAGAACAUCCUACAAUGGGUUUUAUGGGAAUUACUUUCAGAGUUUGCCCUUUUCCUUUGUUUGAUAUUCAAGCAAGGUUUUUCCUUGAAUUUAUCAAAAAUACAUCAAAAUUCUCUAAAGAUGAAAUGAUACGAGAUAUUCUUAAAGAUAUAGAAGAUAAAUCAGCUUCAACGGCUCAGGUUCACCAAAUCGGAAACGCCCUACAUCAAACAUAUUUUGACGAUCUUGCUAACACUGUUAAAGUUGAAAAAGUACGUCCUGUGAUUCAUAAACUAUUCCAAUCUUUAUGUGGUGAAAGAAAUGUUGAGAAAAAUUAUCGGAUAUUAAAUGAUGAAGAAUUUAUAGAAGUUAAUUAGGAAGAAUUAUUGAAUUGAAUGUGAUUGUCUAAAACGGGAAUGUUUAUGAGAAAUGAUCCAACAAAUAUGUAUCACAUAACUAUAAAAAUGAUUUUGUAGGCAUAUUUAAGUAAUUAAAGUGAAAUAUAUUCUCCAUAAGUGGAAGUGAUAAUUUGAAUUUCUCAAUCAAUUAUUAUUCCUCAAUGAUUAUUUUUUCAAUUUACAAAUAAAUGAAAGUAUAUUCACAAAGAUAUAAAGGAUAGAUAGCAACUCCCCUUAAAGCAUGUUUGAAAAAUUGGAAUUCAUAAAUAACAAUGGAAAUGAAAUGUUUAGAGAAGUAAUUAUUAUUAAGUGGCUAGAGAUGUUAAUUGAAAAGAUGGAAAACGAAAUUUAACGUGACAAAAGAGGCUUCUGUAUAAAUAGGUAAGUAUACUUAAUAAAUCUCGUUUAAUAUCAGUUGAAAUAUGCUGACUUUCCAUCAUCAGUUCACAGUUCACCAUACUAAACUGGAUAAAAAUUGUGAAAUUCAAUCGAAAAAUAGAACAACCAACAUAAUUUUGUAUAAAACUUUUAUAAAAUUCAAUACAUUGAAUAUAUAAAUAUGCAAUAAAAUGUAAAAUCAACAACCUGUGCCUGGUGCAGUGCAGUAACAGAGUAAACAACAAUACUAAAAACGCUUAAAAAUAUAAUUAUUAUAAAGUAGUAAGUUAAGUAAUAAAGCAAAGCUUAUAUAAACGAGAUUACAUACAGUGUGUCCCGCUUAAGGACUGACCACCCUUCUAAAAUUUUUAUUUUUCAACCGAUUCAAUUAAUUUUUUUUGUCUCAUGUCUACUCGAAUUUGGCACUUAUUUGGCUCAUAAUUUUAUUUCUGCGGCUGUACUGGUGUACAGGGUGUCCACAUUUAUAGGCUCAAAUUUCAAUAAGUACUAUUAGGGAUUUUUUUAGAAAAAAUCUGAUAGCAGAUUCUUGUUUAGAAUGUUCUAAAACCCAACUGUACUAAUUUUUGUUCCAAUACGAUACAGGGUGAUGACAUCAAAUUUUCACAAUUUAAUGAAUCAAAUUGCAAAAAUGUUAUAUUUUGAGACAAGCUUACUACACAUUUUGGUUAAGGAUGUUCUAAAACUAUGUUGUAUUAAGUUUUGUUAGACUCAAGACCUCAAAAUAUGAAAUUUUUCCGGUUUGGUCUAUUAAAUUUUGAAAAUUUGUUGUAAUCACCCUGUAUCAAAUCGGAACCAAAAUUAGUACAGUUGGGUUUUAGACCAUUCUAAAUAAGAAUCUGCUAUCAGAUUUUUUCUAAAAAAAUCCCUAAUAGUAGGUACUUAUUGAAAUUUGAGCCUAUAAAUAUGGACACCCUGUACACCAGUACCUACAGCCGCAGAAAUAAAAUUAUGAGCCAAAUAAGUGUCAAAUUCGAAUAGACAUAAGACAAAAAAAAAUGAUUUGAAUGGGUUGAAAAAUAAAAAUUUCAGAAGGGUGAUCAGUCCUUAAGCGGGACACACUUAUAAAUCACUUGUACAAAAAUAGGGCGAUGGAAUUUAAAAAAAAAAAUUGGAUAAAAUCACAACUUUGUUUCUUGAGGCACAUUUUUAACUUUUUUUUUUCGUUUUAUCCUAAAACAGAACCAUAUCCAUCAGUCUGAUACUUCCUCCUCGUAUAACGUGUACCAUUUUCGUACAGGAUCUUCAUCUCUGUUUAGAGAUGUUAAUUCAAUAAUUU
Messenger RNA from Ceutorhynchus assimilis (cabbage seed weevil), 3249 nucleotides. The record is from the annotation of a GenBank genome assembly. Lineage: Eukaryota; Metazoa; Arthropoda; Insecta; Coleoptera; Curculionidae.